AACAGAGAUUGUUGUGAUUUCAGAGACAGAGACCCAGAGGUCAGAGCUUCCUCCAUCCUGAAGGUCAAAGAGAGAGGAGAGAAGGUCGUCACCAUGGCAAGUUUACCACAUGAAAACCAAACAUCAUCUCAGACUCCCUCACCUGCAUCACAGGAGGAAAACUCUGAAGAUGAGAAAUUAUCAGUGGCUCUGCUGAACAUUAAUGGUCUGAGAAACAAAACUCAUGAAAUUCGACACAUUAUUGCUCGUGAUAAGCUCCAUGUUGUGGCUCUGUGUGAAAUUAGACUGAACAGCACCGUUAAAGAGAGUGACGUUUAUAUACCAGGAUUCAGGAUGUGGAGGAGAGACAAGAAGGACAAGAGAAACAAUACAGGAGGUGGAGUCGCUCUCUAUGUUCAGGAUCAUAUUAAAACCAGAUUAAGACCCGACCUGAUGAAGGCUGAAGCUGAUGAGGAGAAUCCUAAAGCUGAGAUCAUUUGGGUUGAGAUGGAGCUUCCUGACAGUCGACCAGUUUUACUGGGAUGUUGUUACAUACCUAAAAAAAAUCAAACAACAUAUUUAAAACACAUCAGGGAGACGAUGACUCUGAUGUCAAAGGAGAAGGAAGAUAAAGAUAUUUUUCUGAUGGGCGACUUUAACAUUGACUGGUUGUCAAACUCUGAGAAGAAAAAAGCUGAUGUUUUUAUAUCUAGUCAGAGUUGGACUCAGAUCGUUAAAGCUGCUACCAGGCUGACUCUAGAUUCAGCAACAUGCAUUGAUCACAUUUAUACUAAUAUUUCAGGAACGGAUUCUUUAGAAGUAGAAAACAUUCCUACAGGCUGCAGUGACCAUAACCUCAUUACCGUAAAGGUCAAAAGAAAGACUAUUCAGAGUAAAGGAAAGUUUAGACAAAUCCAGUCUGAAAAAGAGAAAUUUCAUACAGAUAUGAAGAAAAAUUUGGAGGAAGUCUAUAAAAAGCCUCUGCAAGAGUUUACUAAGAGUUUUCUCCAAGUAGCAGAUGAACAUGCCCCAUUAAAGAGCCAAAAUAUUUAUUGUUUAUUGAAGUUGAAUAAAUCGUUGGAAGAUUUUGUAUCUGGCAGAGAUAAAGAAAAAUAUAAAAUGAUAAAAGACAUCUAUAACUCUAUGAAGAAAAAAAAGAAACUUCAGGAAAAGAUUGAUAACUACAUCAAUGGAAAACCUCAGAAUCCAGCAGGAGAUAAAAAUGAUGCUACAGAGUCAGAAGAAACUUUCCCUUUUCAUCUCCCUGAGAUUGAAGCCUCACAGGAAGAUCCACAAGGAUCUGUUAUAGAUCCUGUAGAUGGACAGAGGAAUAGAACGAGAAGUGAAGUAUUUCAAGAGACUAGAUUUACAGAAGUGAAGACAUGUUUGGAGUAUGUCUGUGAUCAUGUGGUUAAGGUCAUAGAUGAAACUGAAGCUGAACUGUGGGAACUUGCAGCUGGUUCUAUCUCUGCUACGAUCCGAGAGAUCCUGAAUGGAUACAUUAAGAUUGGAGAGAUUCCUGAUAAGCUUAAAAAAAUCAAAUCAUUCCCAUUUUCAACAGACAACUAUUAUAAUAUCAGACAGAAAAGUGGUGCUGUCAGAUUACACAUCAUAUUAAGUUACAUAUUUGAUGUCAUUCUUUAUGAGCAGGCAAAACCGUACUUUAUUGAAAACAUAUCUAUAGCAACACUUCAAGGAAAACUGGAGCAACUAAAAACUGAUUGGCUCUCACUGGGUGAAGCAAACACAGCAGUUGAAGCUGUGUUCCUGGAUUUCACUUCUUCCUUUGACGAAAUCAGUCAUGAUCUGCUGAUUACAAAACUUCAGAAACCUUAUUUCUCAGAUUCAAAUCUUAAACUGAUAGAAAGUUUUCUUUCCAUCCAAAAAGGUUCCUCUGGUUUGCCUAGAAUAAGCUGCCUCUCUCAGCUCCUCCACAUCAUCAUUAUUAAUGAUCUAAAGAAAAACUUAGAACCAUCUGCUGUUAUCUGUAACAAUUACAUGAUGAUCUUUGGAAAUAAGUCAGAAGUAGAUGAAAAAAUGGAGACUGUGAGAACACGGGCCAAACAGUUCAAAAUUGUAUUUAAAGAGACACGAAAACAGUUCAAACUCUCUGAGUUGUCAGCCAUGUCUAAGACCCUUGAGUCUAUGAUUCAUUGCCAUGGAGACAAAUCAAACUGGAUCAGAGCUCCUGGGAACAUAGUGAAGCAAAAUGGCGACUGGGAAAAUGACAAUGUCUCAAGAGAACUAGAGCUACACUUUGGUAAAGAUUCACUGCAGAGAUUUCAAACAGAAAAUCAGGAACGUCCUGCAGGCUCUGCUGGUGGCUCUGGAGGUUCAAGGAGGAGAGAAAUAUAAAGACGAUUCAGAUCCUGGAGGUUUUAUCAAUACAGGCAACUAUAAAAACAUGAAGGUGAUCAAAGUUCAGCUGAUAAAUGCUUAAAAAAAGCUAAAGUCAAAUGAAUCCGCAGCUCCAGAUAAAACUCCCAGAAAUAUUUAGAAAAUUAAAACAGGAUUUCUUUUCCUGCUGACAGUAGAAACUGAAUCACAAACGAGUCAAAUGACA
Xiphophorus couchianus (Monterrey platyfish) is the source of this 2542-nucleotide messenger RNA. RefSeq lists its product as uncharacterized. The record is from RefSeq and is a predicted model, not a curated record. The transcript has 3 exons. Gene Ontology annotation, molecular function: catalytic activity. The coding region runs from base 94 to 2334 and encodes 746 amino acids. NCBI's taxonomy places the organism in Eukaryota, Metazoa, Chordata, Actinopteri, Cyprinodontiformes, Poeciliidae.